Molecule: messenger RNA, 1243 nt
Organism: Zingiber officinale
Lineage: Eukaryota; Viridiplantae; Streptophyta; Magnoliopsida; Zingiberales; Zingiberaceae
Product: probable carboxylesterase Os04g0669500
Exons: 8
Coding region: 379-969 (196 amino acids)
Biological process (GO): protein depalmitoylation
Cellular component (GO): cytoplasm
Molecular function (GO): palmitoyl-(protein) hydrolase activity; carboxylic ester hydrolase activity
Source: RefSeq, a predicted model, not a curated record
AAAUGUGAUUUCGCCCGUUGUUCUUGUCGCCUCUCACGGCCGUCCUUGUCGCCGUCUUCUUCUCCUCCUCCUCCAGCGUUGGGGCCUUCCUUCUUCUUCUUUCCUCCAUCCGUCCUCAGAUCCAAUGGCGGCGCGUAGCUUCAUCCUCUGGCUGCAUGGGUUGAGCGACUCUGGACCGGUCAAUGAGCCCAUCCGGACCUUCUUCUCCGCUCCCGAGUUCAAGCUCUCCAAGUGAUAGUGGUGUGAUGCCUUCCUGGUUUGACAUUUAUGAGAUACUUGUGACUUCUACGUGUGUUUUUUCACCCAUCAAUCCUGAGAGGCCCGUAAUCUAAAUUUUAAGUAGUUGGACAUUUUCCUAACCUUCAGAACGUGCAUGCUAUGAUAGACAAAGAGGUUGACAAUGGAGUAAACUCUGAAAACAUAUUUGUUUUUGGAUUUACCCAAGGAGGUGCCUUGAGAUUGGCAAGUGUGUUGCUUUACCAAAGAAUUAUGGGAGGUGGUGCAGUUUAUAGUGGCCUUCUAUCUUCUUACAAGAAAGAUGAGGAUGUUGAAGUACAAGAAGAAGAACCGAUUGUAAAAGAUGAGGAUGUUGAGGUACAACAAGAAGAAGAACUGACCGAAGAAGAUGAAGUUAAAUUUAUUAAAAUCGAAGAGUCAGAAGAAGAAGAUGCUAUUUGUCUUCUUCAAAAGACACCUAUUCUCUGGUCUCAUGGUAUGGCUGACAGAACUGUAUUAUUCGAGGCGGGCCAAGCUGGUCCUCCUUUUCUUGUGCAAGCUGGUAUGAGCUGCGAAUUCAAGUCUCAUGAUAUGGCUGACAGAACUGUAUUAUUUGAGGCGGGGCAAGCUGGACCUCCUUUUCUGGAGCAAGCUAGUAUGAGUUGUGAAUUCAAGGCUUAUCCUAAUGUUGGUCAUUCUAUCACCACCGAAGAAUUGUUGCAUCUUCAAUCGUGGAUCAAGGCUCUCGUCUGAAGAGUUCAUGAAGACCAUCACCAACUUCGCUUCACAAUUUUUAGAUCAAGCUUGGCAAUAGAAGAAGAGAUCAUGCUUGGCAAGUGUUAGUUUCAUGCUAUUAUUAUCAUCUAAGAUCCUUUCUAGUUUGAGGUGCAGCAAAUGCAAUUGUGUAAUUUGAGGUUGUUGGUUUUGGAAUGCUUUUACUUCUUCCAGAAAAAUAGUUAAACAUCAAGACUCACUAUGUUGGCUGUCGAUCAGCAGUGAUCUUCCAUAUUAUAUUCUUUUUAGAUAA